ACCCUCUUCUCUUUCAGACAUAUCCUACAUCAAUUGUAAAAUGGCGUCCACAUCUGAACCCGACAAGAAGAACAUACAAUUAGAAGGUAAAGUCAUCGCCAUCACUGGCGCAAAUCAAGAAAUCGGCCUCGGGAUAGCAGACUGCUGUCUCUCCAAUGGCGCAUCAAAAGUCUACUCUGUCGACAUCGGCUCCCCUGGUAAUGAAUUUUCCAACCUACAAUUAAAGUAUCCAGACCAGUUCUUCUCUUUCCAGGCCAAUGUCACAAAAGAAGAAUCAAUUUCCGUGGAUCAUAUAUUGUCUGAAACAGGAGCAAUUCAUGGUAUGGUGUGUAAUGCCGGGCGUACAAAACAUAUGCUGGCACUGGAAUUUACGACCGAGGAGGUUGAGCAGCUUUGGGGUGUCAAUCGAGGGCGUUCAUUAAACUCGGCGUCAAUGGCGUCUUAUCGACCAAAUAAACAAGUUCCGUCAGCACCAUACGGUGCCUCUAAAGCCGGUGCCCGGAACAUGCAGUUGAAGUACUAUGGCGGGAUUCCCAGGUUCGCAGAAGUCGAGGAGUUGGGAGGAGCAUAUGUAUAUCUUUUGAGUGACGCGGCUAGCUAUACAAUGGGUAUUGAUAUACCAAUAAAUGGGGUCAUCGGUAUUUGUUAG
This is a messenger RNA of Lindgomyces ingoldianus, 649 nucleotides long. RefSeq names its product NAD(P)-binding protein. Gene Ontology annotation, cellular component: intracellular anatomical structure. Gene Ontology annotation, molecular function: oxidoreductase activity, acting on NAD(P)H, oxygen as acceptor. The record is from RefSeq and is a predicted model, not a curated record. Bases 41 to 649 code for a protein of 202 amino acids. NCBI's taxonomy places the organism in Eukaryota, Fungi, Ascomycota, Dothideomycetes, Pleosporales, Lindgomycetaceae. The transcript has 5 exons.